AGUAAAUGGAUACUUUGUGCUAAAUAAUAAGAUUUUGGGACUCGACAUAACACAAGAAAUUUGUGGACUAGAAGAAUGAAUCUAUGCCUAAAAGCUUUUGUCUUCUGUCAUGUGAAACCGUCACAAUGCAAAAAGUCAUAUCUCAUAUAAAUCAUCUUUCCUUAACACAUUUUCCUUGCUUCCACCUCCCCAGAACAAAUUUCCUGAUAUCUCAGCACCCACAGCAUCCUCUCUUCCCCCAAUCCAUCAUGGCCAAGGCACCACUGGACCUAGACCGGCCCGCCACCCGAACUGCCGUCCGGGCUCACUCCUCUGCCUCCAAGUCCAAUCAUCGAGCUGCCGCCGGCGUCACGUGCUCUCACUACUCCCCCAUGCUCUCCCUCUGCCUACUUACUGCAUGUGCCAUCCUCUUCAUCCUCUUCAACAUCCAGAACCUCAAAGUCCCGCCCUCUUCCCUCCGGUCGCCUACGUCUCCGCUGCCGUGGACAUCCCUCUCCCUCCAGUGGCAGAAGCUCGUCAACAGCACCCCCGCCUGCCUUGGCAAAUCUAAUGACAGCAAGGACAGCGUCCAGGCCAUCAGGGACAGGCUCGAGCUCAAGGCCAUGAAAGAGAAGCUCCGUCAUUCGGUCACUUUCCUCCCACUCAAGGACCUCCGUUAUGCAGACAAGGCCCUCGUAGGCCACACGUGGUUCAUGAGCUCGAUGUAUGACACACACGAGGAAGAAGAGGUACAGUAUCAACAGUUCCCCUCAGAUUUGUCCCUUGGGAGGGUGUUGUGCCUCAAGGGACGAGACAACCACGACGGGUCAUGGAACUCAUAUGCACUAGCAUGGCCUGAGACCCUGCCCUACAACGCCACCUACAUGCCGGGCCUCACGUUUGUGUCGUACAACCACUACAACUACGAUAACAUCUGGCACGGCUUAUCAGCUAUUUUUCCCUUUGUGGCAUGGCACCAGAUGAACCGGUGCCAGCCCAGCCCUGACAGGUGGGUGCUCUACCACUGGGGGGAGCUCCGGUCCGGGAUGGGACCAUGGCUGAGGAAUGUGACGCAGGCGACCUUUGAUCAGCCGCCCUACAUAGAGGUCUUCGAUGGGCUGGAGGAUGACUCGACCCCAGUGUGCUUCGAGAAGGCAGUGGUGAUGAGGCACAACGAGGGUGGGAUGUCGAGGCAGAGGAGGAUGGAGGCUUACGAUCUGAUGAGGUGCAAGGCCAGAGCAUACUGCGGGUUAGGUCCUGUCCGAGACUUUGGACUGGGAAACGAAAGCCAUCCAGGAGUCUUGGAUAUCGGGAUGACCAUGUACAUGAGGACCGGUCCAAGGUCAUUUAGGAACGAAACGGCAGUGAUUAAGAUCUUUCAAAGGGAGUGUGCAAAGGUCGAAGGAUGUCGCUUGAUGGUAGCUCAUUCCAACAACCUCAGCUUCUGUGAACAGGUAAAGUUGAUGAGCUUGACAGAUAUCCUAGUCUCGCCCCACGGUGCACAGCUGACAAACAUGUUCCUGAUGGACCGCAACAGCAGCGUGAUGGAGUUCUUUCCCAAGGGCUGGCUCCAGCUUGCUGGCGUGGGCCAGUAUGUCUACCACUGGAUAGCCAGCUGGUCCGGGAUGAGGCACAUGGGUGCAUGGCGUGACCCUGACGGGGAGCACUGCACUUACCCUGAGAAUGACCGGCGCUGCAUGAGCACAUACAAGAGCGGAUUGAUUGGGCAUAAUGAGACCCACUUCUCUGAAUGGGCCCGAACAGUCCUCGCCCAAGCGAAGGCAAGGAAGACCGAAGAGGCUCUCAAGAACAACUCUAGCAGCCCAUCUUCUGGUUCGUGCACUUGCAGACCAUGACGAGUUCAAACAAAACUGCACAAAAUUACGACGAUCACAAUUGCACUUGGCCCGCAUCACAAGAACUCAGGAAAACACCUCUUUCACUGUUUUCUCUUUACAUCAAAAAUCCAGAAAGGUCUCCUGCCGGCAAUUUAGUUUAAUUGACAACGCAUGAUACUGCAAAGCAAAUGGUCGGGAAUGACCAAAGCAAUCUGUUCGGCCAAGUUCCCAUCAGCAAGAUAGUUGUAACUUUUGAAGAUAGAAGAGAUGCCAUCAGCUCAAGGUUGUUAGCACUGUAAUUUACUGGGAAAAUGUCUACUGAAUUUUCACAUGCCGUCAAGUUAGUUCAUUACUACAAUGUUUUGAUCAGGAACAGUAUAGAUCAAGCCAAUAAAACAGUGAUUAAUCCUCAAUAUAUUUCAUUAUCAUCACUCCAACAGCUGGUCUGAUAUCAGAUGUUUUCGAGCAAUAUACUGAAACAGUCUAAAGACACCCUUACAUCCUCAUCAAGAGGACAAAUAUAACAUCUCUAUAUAUCCACUAAGCAGAGGCAUUAGGCUACUAGAGUGCCUUGCGACAA
This is a messenger RNA of Punica granatum (pomegranate), 2397 nucleotides long. NCBI's taxonomy places the organism in Eukaryota, Viridiplantae, Streptophyta, Magnoliopsida, Myrtales, Lythraceae. The record is from RefSeq and is a predicted model, not a curated record.